This is a messenger RNA of Drosophila sulfurigaster albostrigata, 4170 nucleotides long. Its product is annotated as putative ATP-dependent RNA helicase DHX57. Gene Ontology annotation, cellular component: intracellular anatomical structure. Lineage: Eukaryota; Metazoa; Arthropoda; Insecta; Diptera; Drosophilidae. The record is from RefSeq and is a predicted model, not a curated record. Gene Ontology annotation, molecular function: ATP binding; metal ion binding; RNA binding.
UACAUUUAUCGUUAUCGAGACGACAACAUCGUUGCUGUGGUGUGCAAAGCAAAUUUAGAUGCUUUUUUGGCCGUGGAUUUAUUAGCUUUAAUUGUGAAAUUCAAGUGAAGUGAAGUGUGUAACAUGGACGAAACGUCGCGACAACACAUCGAUGACUAUUGUUUCCUGCGCACGCCCAACGAUGCACGCACAACCAAUGUGCCGGCUGUGCCGAAAUCCGUACAGGAGAAUGCAGCCCGUAAAACGGAGUUGCAUGUGCUGCGUCUCAGCGAAGAGUCACAACAGCAAACCAUGGACACGUUGCGUGCCAUUCACGGUCCAGACUUUAAGCUGGACGACAUCACCAAAUACAAGGAUCGGGGUCGCGGAGGCGGCGGGAUUAAGCACGCCUACUGGGAGGAUCGUGGCACGCUGCAGGUGCAAAGUGUGCAAGGUGUCAAGGCCCUCAACGGCAGCAGCUCGGCGGACGACGAUCGUUUGCGUCGCUAUGCGCUGCUCAAGCUCGAGAACUACGGUUUCCAUGCGACGCACUGCAUCGAAGCCUACGAUCACUGCAACUACGACACAGAGGCGGCUCUCCUGCUGCUCUACAGACGCUACAUGCGCGUGCCAGGCGAUGAGAAGCCCGCUCUAGAGCCGCCCAGUGAAGCCGAGUUGCUGGACAUGCGUGCAGACGAGAAAGAAGCACUCGAAUCGAUUUACGAUCGCGCAUACGAGGAACGUGAACGCAACAGUGUCUGGAAUUUGAAAUUCAAAAUUGAGCAUCUGCUGGCGCACAGUCCCUCCGAGGUGCGCAAAGCACGUGAAGCGGCGCUGGCGGCCGCAGCAGCCGUACGUCAGGCUGAGCUGGACAAGAAAAAGAAGGCGCCGCAACGCUGUCGCAACUUUGAUCGCGACGGCACCUGCAAAUAUGGCCCCAAAUGCCGGUUUGCCCAUGUGCCGCCCCAACCCAGCAGCAGCAGCGAUGUCGGCCAGCUGUCGACGCCGGAGCGCAAGCGUCUCGAUCUCGAUGAGAACGAGAACGAAUUGUGGUUUCAUGUGGAGGUGCGUUUCCCGCCCGGCAGUCGCUAUCCCUACGAGGCGCCGUUCAUCUACCUGAAAACCACCUGCCACGAUAUACCCCAUGAGCUGCGGCUACGCUACGCUCGCCAUUUGUAUCGCGAGGCACGGGAAAUUUGUCGCGACGGCAUUCCGUGUGUGUACAGCGUCUGUGAGCUGCUGCAGACGGACGAGCAGCUGGCUGGGCACCUGGAUACCGCACCGUUUCCCUCGCUAAAGCGUUCGCUGUUCUAUGAUGAGCCCGCCAAUGGCUUGGAUGACGAUGGCAAUGCCGAGAUUGCUGCCAAACCGCGUCCCACGCACUACGAGCGUGGUCAGACGUCGCGCCAAGACGGCGCAGCUCAACAGCGCAGCGCUGCCGCGCUGGCCAAGGAGAAUCGCCGCCUGGUGCAGUUGUAUCAGGAUCGGCGACGCGACGAACGCUAUCACAAGGUGAUCGAGGGCCGUCGACAGUUGCCAGCGUUUGCCGAAAUGGAACGCAUACUGGCGCUGAUUGAGAGCUCGCCGGUCGUCGUCAUCUCUGGCGAAACGGGCUGUGGCAAGAGCACCCAGGUGCCGCAAUUCAUACUCGACAAUUGGUUCUUCCAGGCACUGCAGCAGCCGGUUAAAGCGGACCUGCCCCACGUCGAGAUCAUUUGCACGCAACCGCGACGCCUCUCAGCGAUUGGUGUCGCGGAGCGUGUGGCGGCCGAGCGCUUGGAUCGCAUCGGGCAGCUGGUCGGCUAUCAGAUACGGCUGGAGAACAAGAUCUCGGCGAGCACGCGUCUCAGUUUCUGCACCACGGGCAUUCUGUUGCGUCGCCUUGCCUCCGAUCCGCUGCUCGGCAGCGUCACGCACGUCAUUGUCGAUGAGGUGCACGAACGCUCGGAGGAAUCGGAUUUUCUGCUCCUCAUACUCAAGCAUCUGUUGCGCUCACGGCCCGAUUUGAAAGUCAUACUCAUGUCCGCCACCCUGAAUGCGUCGCUCUUUUCCAAUUACUUUGGCGGUGCACCGGUGCUCGACAUUCCGGGACGCACGUUUCCCGUGCAGCAGCUCUUCCUCGAGGACAUUGUGGAGGCGAGUGAUUUUGUCAUGGAAUGCGACACCAAGUUUUGUCGCAAGCUCAAGAAGAAGGAGCAGGAUGUGCUCCAGAUGGAGCUCGAAUUCGCCGAUGUCCAGGCCUCGGGCGAGCCUCCGGGACAAAAGAUCAAGGACGAGAAGCUGACACUGGCGGAAACCUAUCUGCGUUAUGCGGACUACAGCAAGACGACGUGCAAGAGCAUCUACCUCAUGGAGCCCAUGCUGAUCAAUCCGGAGCUAAUCGAGUCGGUGCUAAAGUACAUUGUGGAGGGCGAACACGAUUGGCCACGCGAGGGCAGCAUACUCAUCUUUUUGCCCGGCUUCCAGGAGAUACAAACGGUUCACGAUGCACUCCUCGAUAGCUCGAUCUUCUCGCCGCGUGCCGGCAAAUUUGUGCUUGUGCCACUGCACUCGGCACUCUCGAGCGAGGAUCAGGCGCUGGUCUUCAAGCGUGCGCCGCCGGGCAAGCGAAAAAUUGUGCUGAGCACGAACAUUGCCGAGACAUCGGUGACCAUCGAUGAUUGUGUGUUUGUCAUCGACUGCGGCCUGAUGAAGGAGAAAUGCUUUGACUCCAAUCGCAACAUGGAAUCCCUCGACUUGGUUUGGGUGUCCAGAGCGAAUGCCAAACAGCGCAAAGGUCGCGCCGGACGUGUCAUGCCCGGCGUUUGCAUACAUCUCUAUACGAGUUUUCGCUAUCAUCAGCACAUAUUGGCGCAACCGGUGCCGGAGAUCCAGCGUGUGCCGCUCGAGCAGAUUGUGCUGCGCAUUAAGACGCUGCAAACGUUUGCCACACGCAACACGCUCUCCGUCCUGCUGGAGACACUUGAGGCGCCCACCGAGGACAGCGUCUUGGGUGCCCUGAUGCGGUUGCGCGAUGUCGGCGCCUUGGAUGCCGAGGAUCAGUUGACGCCGCUGGGUCAUCAUUUGGCCGCGUUGCCCGUGGACGUGCGCAUUGGCAAGCUGAUGUUGUACGGCGCCAUCUUCCAGUGCCUGGACAGUGUGCUCACCAUUGCCGCCUGCCUGGGCAACAAGUCGCCAUUCGUCAGUCCGCUUAACAAGCGCGUGGAGGCCGAUAAAUGCAAGCGCAACUUUGCCCUGGGCAACAGCGAUCAUCUCACGGUGCUCAAUGCGUAUAGGAAAUGGCUGGAUGUCUCGAAGCGUGGCAAUUAUGGCGCCAGUCGUAACUAUGCCAACGAGAACUUUUUGUCGCUGAACACGCUGGAAACAAUUGCGGACCUGAAGUAUCAGUACCUGGAACUGCUCGUCUCUAUUGGCUUUGUGCCCGUCAAUGUGCCGCGUCGUCGCAAGAACGCCAGCGACAACAUCCUGCAGCUGACAGGUGCGGAGGCAAAUCUGAAUGGCGAGAACAAUCGCUUGCUUACGUCGCUGCUUUGCGCUGCAUUGUAUCCGAACAUUGUGAAGAUUAUGACACCAGAGCGCGUCUACAUUCAAACAGCAGGCGGCGCUGUGCCUCGCGAGCCCAGCCAUCUGGAUUUGCGCUUCAAGACUAAAGGCGAUGGCUAUGUGCGCAUUCAUCCGUCGUCUGUCAACUCGCAGGUGGCGACGUUUCAGGCACCGUUUCUUGUCUACCAGGAGAAGGUGCGCACCAGCUCCAUCUACAUACGCGAUUGCUCCAUGUUGCCACUGAUUGCUCUCGUGCUGUUUGCUGGCUCCGAUUUUAAAGUGGAACUGCAUGAUGGUGAUUUUCUGUUUCUACUCGAAAGCGGUUGGAUCAUCUUAAAGGCCCACAACUUGGAGACGGCCGAAAUGGUGCAAUGUCUGCGCACGGAGUUGAUCAAGUUGCUCGAGGAGAAGAUACGCGAUCCCUGCCUAAAUCUAUUGCACCAUCAAAAUGGCUGCAAAAUCAUCUCCAACAUUGCCUACUUGAUCAGCAACAAUAGCUGAAACUGAUAUUGAAACUGACGCCCAGUCGCAGUCGCCAGACUUCUUUGUGUUCUUCCAUAGACCAAUUUGAUGUACGUUUAAAGUAGCCAAAUUAGGCAUGCAAACAGUUUACGUGUAAUUAAUAUAUUGUACAAACGAAACAACAAA